Messenger RNA from Dermacentor andersoni, 1414 nucleotides. The record is from RefSeq and is a predicted model, not a curated record. Lineage: Eukaryota; Metazoa; Arthropoda; Arachnida; Ixodida; Ixodidae.
UCCACAUCUUUUGCUGAAGCUACAAGGUCACGCACGAAACCACAUGUGCUCGGUGUGUAAUUCAUAUGCAAUGUUAUGUUCUUUAUGCAGGUGGAGUUUAAUCCAUGGCGUUUUUGUUUUUAGAUGCUUUGCACAGGUCGGAAGCUGCUGGCUCAUUCACGGAAUUGCAAACUCGUGGUAUGUCAUUUAUGGGAUAUGCAUCAUUAUGUUGCUGUCUUUCAUUGUUUACACCUUUUGUUUUUUUGUAGAUUUAUUAGCUAUGGUCAAAUCCUGUGGUCUAUUUUAUGUUCAGGCUCAUCAUACACACCAGUAUCCACACCCCUUGCUGGAGCUACAAGGCCACAUACGGAACCACAUGUGCUUGGUGGUUUAUGCAGGCCUGCUUCGACACAUGAAGUUGCCAGCUUCACAGAGUUGCAACCUCUUGAUUCAUCAUACAGGCCGGUAUCCACAUAUCCGACUGGAGCUACGAGGUCACACGCAGAUCCACAAGUGCUUGCCUUCAUGGAAAGGGUCUCACAGAUACUUAAUGGUAUUAAGCAGACCCAGCAGGCCCAUUCACAAUACCUUAAUGAGCUGCUCAGCAAUGCCAACAGUGCAUCUUCACAACCUUGUGACCUCCCUGAUUUGCCUUUUUCGGAUGCGACAGACAUGCUCGACUUUGACAAAAAGCUUGAGACAGACAGACAAGCUCUACAUCUGAUGGCACAUUGACUAAUGACAUCAGACACCCAGAUGCCACCCUAAAGGAUCUCGAGAGGGCUGCCAUGACUUGGUUCCGCCAUUCUGCCGAGCGAUUUGCUGCUCAACAAAUAUAAUUUUUGUAAUUUCGCUGUCAAAUAUGAUCAUGCUGAAGUCAGCUUGUUGCAGAUUAUCUGCAUGGCCUGUAUGAACAUAUUUUUUCACUAGUGGUUCAUCCUUUUUGUGUUGUUUUUAAUGUUACCGUUUGCCACAUUCAGAGCCAUCAUUUCCUUAAUGUGUUGUUUCCUGUGCCUAGCUGAAAUUUUUGUUUCCUGAAACUUAAUUUCUUUACUGGUGCACACAGCUUGCACUGCCUGCUUAACUCUCUUCUAGCAGUGUAGGAUUAAGAGUUAAGAGAGCGAAACUAAGACUAAUUAAAUGCAUCAUUGGCGUAACUUGAAAUACAGUUGUACAAUGUUUAAAAAGUGCACCGCAAUGUACACAAAAGCACCUUAGCAAGUAAAUACAACUUUGAAUUCUGCUCUACUGGAUGAGAGUUAAGCAGGCUGUGCACACCAGUAACGAAAUUAGGUUCCAAAAUUUCUCUUGGGCACAGGAAACAACACAGCAAAAGUUUAUUUUAAACUUUGUAUUAAUAGGUCCUGUGAGGAGAAUGUGACUUAAUUACAUUUGUGUUCAUCUUAUUGAUGGGAAGCGUGCAAUAAAAAUUAAC